CUUAAAUAGCCCCAUAAAACACCCACGAAGACAUUUUAGACUCUGUAAAGUGGAACACGUGAUAUUCGAGCGGACAGGGACCGAAUAUCAAUCAUAAGGGCACACAAGAACAUAACAAAAGCCACCUGCCCGCCUCUGUGCCAGCUCUGCCGCCUAAUAAACUACUCGUACUCAGCCCAGUCUCCUCCAGGCAGAACACGGCCAUGGAGGUGGGCGGGGUGCUGACCUACGAAGGCAGCAAUUACUUCCGCCAAAGACUGAUCUUGUCCAGCCUGAGCGGGAAGCCUGUGAGAAUACGAAACAUCAGGACGAAGGCAGACGACCCUGGCCUAAGAGAUUAUGAGGUCAGCUUUAUCCGGCUUUUGGAUUGCCUCAACAAUGGAAGCCAAAUUGAAGUCAAUGAGACAGGCACAGCAUUAUUGUAUCGGCCAGGUGUGUUGACAGGUGGGCGACUCGAACACUCCUGUCCUCUGUCUCGAGGCAUCGGGUAUUUCCUUGAGCCUCUGUGUAUGCUGGCGCCUUUCUGCAAGUCUCCACUCAACGCGAUGCUGAUUGGCGUUACCAACAAUGAGGUAGACCCGUCAGUGGACAUGAUCCAAGCAUCCCUGGUGCCUGUAUUGCGAAGGUUUGUGGGUGGUGAAGACGGACCCAACAUAAAAUGCAUAAGACGUGGCAUGAGGCCAGGAGGAGGAGGCAAAGUGCACUUCACCUGUCCCAUCAGGAGGAGUUUGACAGCCUUUCAGUGGCUGGACAGUGGACAGAUCAAAAGGAUACGUGGCGUGGCGUACACAAGCCGCGUGACACCAACUGUGGCAAACCGAAUGUUAGAUGCAGCUAAAGGACUCUUCCUGACGUACCUGACAGAUGUUUACAUCACGGUGGACAACGCUAAGGCUGCUUCACCUGGGUUUGGUCUCUGUGCUGUGGCGGAGAGCAACAAGGGAACAAGUUUGUGUGCAGAAGCCAUGAGUCAGACUCCAGGCCAGGAUGAGGGACAAGUCACAGUCAGCACACCGGAAGAGAUUGGUCGCGAGGCUGCCAGUCGUCUGUUGGAGGAAAUCUGGCGUGGUGGCUGUGUUGAUGCUAUUGGUCAGCCACUGCUGUUGUUGUUUAUGGCUCUGGCACCAACUGAUGUUUCAAAAACUAUGCUGGGCCCACUGACCCCAUACACGAUGCACUUUCUGCGCCACUUGAAAGACUUCUUCCAUGUCACGUUCAAAAUAGAUGAGUAUAAAGAAGAGAGGACCAUUGAAGAAGACAGUCACUUAGCAGAGAGGAGUACAGGGGCCGCAAAGCUUCUCCUGACAUGUGUCGGUGUUGGCUACACCAACAUUGGCAAGGGGCAGACCUAAGGACCUAAAUGUGUGUGUGUGUGUGUGUGUGUGAGAGAGAGAGAGAGAGAGAGAGAGAGAGAGAGAGAACCAACUUAAAUAAGUUCACCAUCCACAUUCUACAUGUUGCUGGUUAAUGAGAUCAACUAAUCAUCCAAAAUCUCCAUAUCAUUUGAUUUGACUGUUGUUCAUCAAGAGGGAAUGCUGCAGGACUUGUCCAUUCAGCCUCAGUAAUGUAAGCAAGUAAUUGUAAUUUACACUACUGCAAUAAAACUUGAUUUUAUUAU
Molecule: messenger RNA, 1618 nt
Organism: Eriocheir sinensis (Chinese mitten crab)
Lineage: Eukaryota; Metazoa; Arthropoda; Malacostraca; Decapoda; Varunidae
Gene: Rtc1
Product: RNA 3'-terminal phosphate cyclase-like protein
Exons: 7
Coding region: 204-1352 (382 amino acids)
Biological process (GO): endonucleolytic cleavage of tricistronic rRNA transcript (SSU-rRNA, 5.8S rRNA, LSU-rRNA); ribosome biogenesis
Cellular component (GO): nucleolus
Molecular function (GO): RNA endonuclease activity
Source: RefSeq, a predicted model, not a curated record